This is a messenger RNA of Ctenopharyngodon idella (grass carp), 2393 nucleotides long. RefSeq names its product SMG9 nonsense mediated mRNA decay factor (gene smg9). The record is from RefSeq and is a predicted model, not a curated record. Bases 369 to 1889 code for a protein of 506 amino acids. The transcript is spliced from 13 exons. Gene Ontology annotation, biological process: nuclear-transcribed mRNA catabolic process, nonsense-mediated decay. Lineage: Eukaryota; Metazoa; Chordata; Actinopteri; Cypriniformes; Xenocyprididae.
UCAUCGGUCUAUUUUCGGGUUCGUACCGUUUGGCUCACACAACAGACUGGUACCUGUGGACGCUGACAUCUUCAAUUUAAAUACUACAAUAUUGUAGAAAGAAUAUAAAUGGGUUAUUUUGCUACAUAGUUGCAUCAUGUAAGUCGACAUUGCUAUUUAAACUAGGAUUGCUGAGUCAUUCAUUAGUAAGUUAUGGCUGUCGACAGUCCGGAUAUGUGAGCUAUUAGUCAUUAAUUUAUUAAAAACUAUAAACGUUAGAAUGGCAAAUAUUCGUUUUGAACAUUAAGAAACUGUCUCCAAAGCUCUGCAAGAAUAGUCAUAAUAGUAAGACGUCCAGCACUCAGUAUAACAGUAUUUAGCAAGCAAGCAUGUCGGAGUCCGGUCACAGUCAGCCCGGUAUGUACGGACAGGGAAGGAGGAGGAGGCGACGGCGAGACCGAGACCCAGGACCGCCGGGUCAAAACCUCUCCGGCCCCAGUCGUGAUCGAGACUAUGUUCCCCGUGAGCGCAGGGAUGGGAGUGAGGAACCUACAGGACCUCUUCUACAGAAGACCCCCAUUAUUCUUGCUAAACCUCCUGGAGAGCGAAUAAGUUCCAAACCAAGUGCUCCAGCGAGUGGAGCCCCGUCUUUGGAAAAGCCGAUCAUGCUCAUUAAGACCAGAGAUGAAGGGGGGAAACCUGGGAACACUCCUGAUGUGCCUCCUUCAGCCUCAGGUGCAGGAAGUGUCAAACUGGAGAGGGAAGGUCAGCGGCCAACUCAACCCGUGUAUCAGAUCCAGAACAGAGGCAUGGGCUCAGCUGCGUCCGGUGGAGCUGUGGAUCCUGUGAUUGGCCAGACUAAGCUCCUCCCCCCUGAGAAGAUGAAGCACAGCAUUAAGCUGGUAGAUGACCAAAUGAAUUGGUGUGACAGUGCUAUGGAGUAUCUGCGAGACCAGACGGAUAUGUUGGUAGUGGGAGUUAUUGGGCUACAAGGCACAGGCAAGUCUACAAUCAUGUCUCUCCUGUCUGCAAACAGCCCUGAGGAAGACCAGAGGGCGUAUGUAUUCAGAGCUCAGACGCAGGAGAUCAAGGAGAGAGCUGGGAACCAGAGCAGUGGAAUCGAUUUCUACAUCACUCAGGAGAGGGUCAUCUUUCUGGACACACAGCCAAUUUUGAGCCCUUCAAUUUUGGAUCAUCUCAUUAACAAUGACCGCAAGCUUCCGCCUGAAUACAACCUCCCACAUACAUACGUGGAAAUGCAGUCUCUGCAGAUCACUGCCUUCCUCUUUACCGUAUGUCAUGUUGUGAUUGUGAUUCAGGACUGGUUCACUGAUAUCAACUUGUAUAGGUUUCUGCAGACUGCUGAGAUGCUGAAACCCUCGACUCCAUCUGCCAGUCACGACAGCACCGGCUCCUCAGGGGCAGAUGAUGGCUCUGAGUAUUACCCCCACAUAGUGUUCUUGCAGAACAAAGCGAGGAGGGAGGAGUUCUGUCCACGAAACCUGAAGAAGAUGCAUAUGGCAGUUGACAAGCUUAUGGCCCAUUCCCACCUAAAAUAUAAAGGCACAUUAUCCAUGCUGGAUUGUAACAUAUUCCCGGGACUGAGUCGAGACUACUUGGAGGCAGAAGUCAAUCUUUUCCUCUUGCCUAUGAUGGAGAAUGAUGGUGAAGAUGCUUUGACAAGAGCAGGUUCAGGCCCCCCUCUUUUCUCUCUGCUGCCUGGUUACAGAGGUCAUCCCAACUUUUCUUCUCUGGUUUCUAAAUUCCGCAGUCAGAUCCUGGCUAUGUCCCGCAGUCAGCUCUCACACACAAUCCUCACUGAGAAAAACUGGUUUCACUAUGCAGCUAGAAUUUGGGAUGGUGUUAAGAAGUCAUCUGCACUCUCAGAGUAUAGCCGACUGCUGUCAUAGACAUGAUGGUGUCAUGAAGCCGUUCAUUGCUAAAGAGGACUGGGCCUCUGCUCAGAUGAUUUCAGUCAGGAGGCCAUUCUCGGAGAGAAGAUUGGGCUACUGAAGUGCAGUAGCGCUGAAUGAGGUUUAACUAGCUUCUUCUGUGAGGCCUGGAUCACAACAGUGGAGUGCUUUACAGUUUGGGAGGAGUUGUAUUCUGAGUUGUUUAUUUUAUGAAAAUUAGCAGGUUCCUGACAAGGUCCAUCCAAUCAUGUGCUAAACUCAUUGUUAUUGCAUGAGAUGAUGUGCAAAGAUGUUAACAUUUUUAUUUAUAUAGUAAAAAUGUGAAGAGGCCUGUGAUUUUUAUAUUUUAUUCAACUGAUGUAAAUGAAACAGUAUGAUACAGCACACGUUGCUUUUCAAAUAUGUGUUUGAACAAAAAAUUGUAACUUGGAUGCAAUUGCAGCAUGAUUUUUUCCAUAUAAAUGAUUCAUGAGAUCAAAAAUAAAAAUGUUAUUUGUCUUA